Molecule: messenger RNA, 2874 nt
Organism: Emiliania huxleyi CCMP1516
Lineage: Eukaryota; Haptophyta; Isochrysidales; Noelaerhabdaceae
Exons: 15
Coding region: 1-2874 (957 amino acids)
Cellular component (GO): membrane
Molecular function (GO): oligosaccharyl transferase activity
Source: RefSeq, a predicted model, not a curated record
AUGGGUGGUGCCGCCGCCGCGCUGGUGCUGGGGAGCAAGCUGGUGCUGUGGAGCGUCUACGCCGUCGGCAUCUACUUCGCCUGCAAGUUUGCCUACGAGAUCCGUAUCUACGCGAUUGUCAACUAUGGGUACGUGAUUCACGAGUUUGACCCGUGGUUCAACUUUCGCGCCACAAAGUGCGCCGACGCACGGCGCAACGGCAAACGGAGCCUCGCGCACGGCACUGCCCCGGGGCGUCUCGAGGUGGAGAGGCCGGCAGCCUCGCCCGACGCGCCCGACGUCGACUCCUCCUCCGCCGCCGGCUCUCCCGCCACGUCGCCGGGGACGUCGACCUGCAUCGAACUCGGCGCGCUCACCGCAGAGUGCUCCGGCACUUGGUCCGCGGGCGUCGCUGCGGCCGCAAUCAUGGCGCGGUGCACCACAUUCUACUUUUGGACGCGCGCGCUGCGGCCAGACCCCGCGGUCGCUGACGGGCGCGCGACCAAGGCGUCGGUCGUGUUCGGCGUGCUGUGCGGUCUCGCAUACGUCUACAUGGUGGCGGCAUGGGGAGGGUACGUCUUCGUGGUCAACAUGAUUGGCGUGCACGCGGCGGCCCUGUGCGCUUGCGGCAGGUACACCUCCAAGCUGCACCGCGCCUACUCGCUCUUCUACGUCAUCGGCACCCUCGGCGCUACGCGAGUGCCGCCCGUCAACUGGGCGCCCGUGCGCAACCUCGAGCAGAUGGGCCCGCUCCUCGCUUUUGUUGGCAUGCAGCUGCUCGAGUACGUGGAGGUGCAGCGGCGCGCACGCAAGCUCUCCGUUUUGCAGGUCCAGCUGUUGCGUGCCAAGCUCGCGCUGCCCAUCGCGCUCGCGCUCGUGGGCGCGGCGGCGCUGCUGAUGCAGUUCGGCUACUUCGGCCCCCUCUCCGCUCGCGUGCGCGGGCUCUUCGUCAAGCACACCCGCACCGGCAACCCGCUGGUGGAUUCGGUGGCGGAGCACCAGCCGGCAAACGAGCAGGCCGACUCCACUGCCUCCACCACAGCGUACUCCCACUACCUCCACCACAUCUACCACAUCGCGCCGUACGGCUUCCUCCUCUCGCUCGUCCGCUUCACCGACGCCAACCUCUUCAUCGUCCUCUACGCCGGCACCGCCUACUUCUUCUCAAACAAGAUGGCACCGCACUGCCCCCCCUGCUCGGCGCGGCUCGUCAUCCUGCUCGGCCCGGUCGCCUCGGCCCUCGGCGGCGUGCUCCUCGGCGCCGCGUCCUCGCCGACAGGUGUCGCCGCCGACCAGCUGCUCGUCCGCCCCGUCGCGCGACUCGGCUCGAGGAUCCUGAGGCUGCCGUCGCCGCCCGCCACCGGCGCCGCCGAGGCCACCGCGGCGGAGGGCGCGGAAGAGGAGGAGGAGGAGGAGGAUCGGAGCGGCAAGGACGCGUCGGCGUCGGCCAAGGAGCGGCGGAAGAAGGGCGGCAAGGGCGGCGCCAAGGCCGAGGCGGCGCUGGGCGAGGCGUGGUCGCACGCGCGCGCGCUCGGCGCGCUGGCAAUGGAGGGCGUGGAGUUGGUCUACGCCAACCCGGUCUCGUGCUUGCUGCGGAUCGCGCUCGGCGCGUACGCUGUGUACUGGUGCGUGCCGAGGGGGCGCGAGUUUUACGACUACUCGCACCAGCUGGCCGAGGGGCUCUCGCAGCCGCAAAUCAUGUUCAAAGCCAAGACAUACAAUGGGCAGGAGGUGAUGGUGGACGACUACCGCGAGGCAUACUGGUGGCUGCGCGACAAGACGCCCGAGGAUGCGCGCGUGAUGGCCUGGUGGGACUACGGCUACCAGAUCACCGGCAUCGGCGAGCGGACCACCAUCGCCGACGGCAACACCUGGAACCACGAGCACAUCGCCACCCUCGGCCUCAUCCUCUCCGGCAACGAGCAGAAGGCGCACUCGAUCGCGCGCCACCUCGCCGACUACGUGCUCGUCUGGGCGGGCGGCGGAGGCGACGACCUUGCAAAGUCGCCGCACAUGGCCCGCAUCGGCAACUCGGUCUUCCGCGACAUCUGCCCGGGCGACCCGACGUGCUCCAAGUUUGGCUUCUACCAGGGCGGGCAGCCCACGCCGAUGAUGGAGGAGUGCCUGCUCUACAAGCUCACGAUGCACGGCCAGCGCGGGAUCGCCGCCAACGAGUCCCUCUUCCAGCACGUCUUCACCUCGCGGUACGGGAAGGUUCGCAUCUUCAAGGUGCGGCGCGUCUCGCUCAAGUCGAAGAAGUGGGUGGCGGACCCCGCCAACCGGAGGUGCGACGCGCCCGGGUCGUGGUACUGCGUUGGCCAGUACCCGCCCGCGCUGGCGCCGCUCAUCGCGCGCCGGAAGAACUUCGCGCAGCUGGAGGACUUCAACACCAAGCGCAGCAGCGAGGACGAGGCGUACGACAAGGAGUACCACGAGCGCAUGUCGGGCCGCAAGGGGCCCUCCGAUGGCCCCGGCGGAGGCGGCGGCUCCAAGGGACGCCCCGGCCUCUGGUACCUCGGGUGCGUCGGCGCGGAGGCUCUGCUCGGGGAGGAGCGGACCUACUCUGGCGGAGCGGACGGGUCGACGCUCGCCGAGGCGCGCGCCUUUGCCAAGGAGGCGGGCAGCCGGUACGUCGCGCUGGCUCGCUCGGGCAUGGACGGGCACGCGUUUGCCAUCCCGGCGCUGCCCCAGGGCUGGAAGGCGGGCAGCCUCGACGACGCCGGCUGCAGCAUGCCCUGCCUCGACUUCCAAGCGUACGGGUGCGGCUGCGCCGACGAGCUGUGCGCAGAGGCGGGAGUGCGCGGCGAGGAGCACGUCCGCCGGUGGGCCAUCUACGAGGUGGUCGCCAAGGGGAAGAAGAAGGCCAAGAAGGGCAGCCCGAAGGACGAGAUGUGA